AUGUGCAAGGUCUGUGGCUUUGCAGACCACAGUAAAUCUGAAGGUUUUUGUACCCACUGCCAUAUACCACAUGCAGAUCUCAAAACUGAACAAGCCAUGAUGUAUGAUGAGUCGGACAAGGCACGCGAGGAAUUCUUCAAGACAAACUCAACCCAGUGGUUUGAAUUGGCACGCCUCAAGUACUUUGAUCCUGUGAGGAUGAUGAUAAUUGAUCCCAUGCAUAACAUCCUUCUUGGGAUUGUUCGAACCCAGUGGUUUGAUUCCUGGAUCAAGACCAACACACUUCGUAAGCGCACAAAAACUCUUGGUGUCCCAAGAGAACUAGAUCAGAUUCACACGUAUUUGGACGCAUUUGAAAUGCCCCCUUGGGAGGCUCGUCUUCCAGAGCAAGUCGGCUAUCCCGCAGGAGGAUCUCUCACGUCUGAUGAAUGGAAAGGAUUGGCAUUGGUUUUCUGUCCGAUUAUCAUUCCACUGAUAUGGGAGGAAUGGUCACCCAAGAAUCAGGAACAGAACAAGAAGGACCUUCAGAACUGGGACAAGCGGGAGAAGGCGCGUCUCAAUCAGAUCGCAAAGGGCAAAGGCACAAAGAAAGAUGCUGAACCAUCAGCAAAACCAGUCGAGAGGAUGCAUCCUGACGAUGCAAAAAAUUUUCUUCACCUCACUGCAGCUCUCAAACUGAUUCUUGGUCGUUCUAUACAUAACGACAAUGUCAAGCCAAACCAUCACUACCUGACUCAUAUUUUCGACCAGUUGCAUGAUUAUGGACCUGUCUAUGGGUUUUGGACGUUUCUCUUUAAACGGCUGAACAAGGUACUCAAGAGCUACACCACGAACAAUCAUGGAAAUGGAAAGAUUGAAGUCACCUUUUUCCAUGCCUUCAUGCGAGAUAUCUCUCUUAGGACACUGGUAUGCUGCACACGUAUCCAUCCAUCCAACUAG
Molecule: messenger RNA, 939 nt
Organism: Suillus paluster
Lineage: Eukaryota; Fungi; Basidiomycota; Agaricomycetes; Boletales; Suillaceae
Exons: 5
Coding region: 1-939 (312 amino acids)
Source: RefSeq, a predicted model, not a curated record